Molecule: messenger RNA, 2153 nt
Organism: Rhineura floridana
Lineage: Eukaryota; Metazoa; Chordata; Lepidosauria; Squamata; Rhineuridae
Product: cytochrome P450 26A1
Exons: 7
Coding region: 221-1717 (498 amino acids)
Biological process (GO): sterol metabolic process
Molecular function (GO): oxidoreductase activity, acting on paired donors, with incorporation or reduction of molecular oxygen; iron ion binding; heme binding
Source: RefSeq, a predicted model, not a curated record
AUCGGGGGCGGAGCUUGCAGGCCACCAGCGGCAAUUAAAGCUGAACUUUGGGUGAACUAAUUGAUCGCCUGGCCCAAGGUAAAGUGGGCAGCGACCUGGGCCUGAGGAUGGGUAUAAAAGGGGCUCCCGGCGCGGCGCUUGGCCCUGGUGUUCGCUCGUCGAGGAGGAAGACAGGCAAGCAGGAGCCCGCCGCUGCGCUCUCCAGCCCGGCAGCGCCAGCAUGAGCUUCUCCGCCUUGUUGCCCAGCGCCGUGUGCACCUUCAUCCUGCUGCCGCUGCUACUUUUUCUGGCUGCCGUGAAGCUCUGGGACUUGUACUGCCUGCGGGGUCGCGAUCCCGGCUGCCCGUUGCCCCUGCCCCCCGGCACCAUGGGACUGCCUUUUUUCGGGGAGACGCUCCAGUUGGUGUUGCAGCGGCGGAAAUUCCUGCAGAUGAAGCGGCGCAAAUACGGCUACAUCUACAAGACGCAUCUCUUCGGGAGGCCCACGGUGCGGGUGAUGGGGGUGGAGAACGUGCGGCACAUCCUACUGGGCGAGCACCGGCUGGUGGCUGUGCAGUGGCCGGCCUCAGUGCGCACUAUCCUGGGCUCCGGCUGCCUCUCCAAUCUCCACGAUGGCCAGCAUAAGCACCGCAAGAAGGCGAUCAUGCGGGCUUUCUCCCGCGAGGCCCUGGAGCACUACGUCCCGGUCCUCCAAGAAGAGGUGAGCGGUUGCCUGAGGCAGUGGUUGCUGGUUAGUACUGGCGGCGGCGGCUCUUGCCUCCUGGUUUACCCGGAGGUGAAGCGCCUCAUGUUCCGCAUCGCCAUGCGCAUCCUCUUGGGCUUCCGGCCCGGCCAGACAGGAGCCGACAGCGAGCCGUACCUGAUGGAGGCCUUCGAGGAGAUGAUCCGCAAUCUUUUCUCCCUGCCCAUCGACUUGCCUUUCAGUGGCCUCUACAAGGGCUUGAGGGCGCGGGAUAUCAUCCACGCCAAGAUCGAGGAGAGCAUCCGGGCGAAGCUGGCUGGGAAGGAGCCCGCCGAUGGCUACAAGGAUGCGCUGCAGUUGCUGAUGGAGCACACGCAGAGCAACGGGGAGCAGCUCGACAUGCAGGAGCUGAAAGAAUCUGCAACUGAACUUCUUUUUGCUGGGCACGAAACCACUGCCAGUGCGGCUACGUCCUUGAUUACGUUCCUAGGCCUUCACCGUGAUGUGCUGCAAAAAGUGAGGAAGGAAUUGCAGGAGAAGGGAUUGUUGGGCAACAUGAGCCAAGAUAAGCAUUUAGAAAUGGAAGCCUUGGAACAGCUGAAGUACACUGGCUGUGUCAUCAAAGAGACUCUGCGUCUGAGCCCGCCAGUUCCUGGAGGAUUCAGAGUAGCACUCAAAACUUUUGAGCUAAAUGGAUACCAGAUUCCUAAAGGCUGGAAUGUCAUUUACAGUAUCUGUGACACCCAUGAUGUUGCAGAGCUUUUCACCAACAAAGAUGAAUUCAACCCCGACCGUUUCAUGUCUCCUUUCCCAGAGGACACCUCACGAUUCAGCUUCAUCCCUUUUGGAGGAGGCUUGAGAAGCUGUGUGGGCAAAGAGUUUGCAAAAAUUCUCCUUAAAAUCUUUACUGUAGAGUUGGCCCGGAACUGUGACUGGCAACUUUUAAAUGGACCUCCGACAAUGAAGACUGGCCCUACUGUGUACCCAGAGGACAAUCUGCCGACAAAAUUCACAAGUUUUAAUGGUCGGGUUUAAUGAAUUCCAGGGUAGUAGUAUUGUAUUCUUAACUUAAGUUCCGAUGCAUUUAAAACGUGCCUAAUGGCUUUUCAUAGCGUCCUAAAUUCAAUAUUAUCUAUUUAACUUUAUUAUGUGUAAUAGUUAUUUAUAAGUGUGUUUUCUAAGAAUAUUUUAAAGCUAUUUCAUGUAUUAAAAGUUUUUAGGCGAGCACUAUAAUUAUGGGUCCUUGGGAUUCAUAAUUGGAUAAUUUUAUUUCUAUAGAAAUAAAGUUUCCUUCUAUUUAAGAAUCAUACUCAAAACUUGUUUAUAGUGUUGAAAACAUUUUAAGGACCUGUAUGUGUAUCCAGACACAUGGUCAAAAGUGAAUGCAUGAUGCAAUGGAAUUAUAUGUACACUGAACUAAAAGCCAUAAUGUGGCUUAUGUCAACAUUUAAUAAAAUUCUGAAGAAUAGAA